GCAGAACGUCACAGUGAGCAGAAAAGGAACCUGGCUCAGUUCAGUUUACUGAGCCUCCACAAUGUCCUCCCUGAAACUCACGCUCAUCUCUCAGGUUCUGCUCCUGCUGCUGCUGGUGGUGGUGGAGAAUAGCUGGGCCCUCUCAUGUUUACCCUGUUAUGAAUUUGAAUGCCAGGAGCCGCUCUGUCCCGGUGGGAAAGUGUUGGGACCCUGUGGCUGCUGCUACCAGUGUGCCAAACAGAAGAAAGAGAGUUGCGGAGGCCCGUUCGGUACUAAUGGGGAGUGCGACCUGGGGCUAAAGUGUGUGACCAGAGGACACUUCGGAGGCGAUAUAGGAGAGUGUGAAGAAAAACAACUGACAGAUGAUAAUGAGUUCAUGGUGUGGCUGAAGGCCAGGCUGACGCGCAGAGGAGGAAACCAUGACUGAGGAGAGCCGACACAAUGGGAAGAAGAAGAAGAGGAAUUCGAUUAUUACUAAA
This is a messenger RNA of Colossoma macropomum (tambaqui), 479 nucleotides long. RefSeq names its product cysteine-rich motor neuron 1 protein-like. Gene Ontology annotation, molecular function: insulin-like growth factor binding. Gene Ontology annotation, cellular component: extracellular region. The record is from RefSeq and is a predicted model, not a curated record. Gene Ontology annotation, biological process: regulation of cell growth; regulation of signal transduction. NCBI's taxonomy places the organism in Eukaryota, Metazoa, Chordata, Actinopteri, Characiformes, Serrasalmidae. The coding region runs from base 62 to 427 and encodes 121 amino acids. The transcript has 3 exons.